Molecule: messenger RNA, 1796 nt
Organism: Orbicella faveolata
Lineage: Eukaryota; Metazoa; Cnidaria; Anthozoa; Scleractinia; Merulinidae
Product: importin-4-like
Biological process (GO): protein import into nucleus
Molecular function (GO): small GTPase binding
Source: RefSeq, a predicted model, not a curated record
ACGUUUGAUGACAUCUUCACGCUGAGGCUACAGUGGUCAAUAUUUUGUUAAUCAUAUUUUGAUUUGUUUUCAUCAUCCUCAGUUUGCAUUUUACCAUUUUCGAAGAUUCAUUGUCAUUUGUUAUUUGUUUUUAAUGAAAAUAUUUCUUUACAGCUAGUGCUGCCAAAGAAGCCAUGCUACCAUACUUUCCUCAAAUAGUUCAAUUUAUAAAGGAAUAUCUAAGCAACUCAGGAUCUGUUGAAGGGAAUAUUUUACAGGUACAAGCUAUAGAUACGUUAGGAGUUCUUGCCAGAACUAUUGGUCCUGAUAACUUUAUGCCACUAGCAGAUGAGUGUGUCCAGCUUGGCAUGAGACUCCUUGAACAAGACAGGGAUCCUGAUCUAAGAAGAUGCACGUAAGGAUUGUGAUUCUAGACUGUCAAUAUAGUUGCUUAAAAUAAACAAACAAACGAACAAACAAACAAACAAAAAGAGUGAGAUAAUAAUCACAUCUGGUCAGUCAUGUCCUCUUCGUCAUCAUCUGGUCCUCGUCGGCCCUUGGGGCACAUAAGGCGUCCACUAUUCCCUUCCAUUUCUGACAGUCUGGAGCCGCUCUUUUGGCCUCGCACUAACUCGUGUUGGUCUCCAUCAGGUUUUUCUGGAAGUUUCUGCGCCACGUGAUUCUCGGUUUACCACGUAUCCGUGUACCUUGCGUGUUCCAAUCCAUUGGGUGGCGCACUAUGUUCCUCGCACCAUGCCUUAGUGUAUGACCAAUCCAUUUCCAGCGUCUUCUCUUAAUGGUGGUGUUGAUAGGCUUUUGACUGGUUCUUAUCGAUAAAUCUCUGUUGGUGCCGAUCACCACAGGCCAAGAUACCCUCGGAAUUCUCCUCUCCUCCUACAUAUUACCCAAAUACAAAUUACUCAAUAGCGGUGAAUAAUCUAGUAGUCAAGUCAAUGCAUGAAGCAAUGAUAUCCAACCAAUCUCGUGUUUAGGAUAGGUUUUUCAACCAAACGUGGUUGAUUUGGGUUAGCCCUUGCCUAGUUCCUAGGCCUCUAUAUUUCGCCAUGGUCAAUCGUUUUCAAGUCACGUGGAACGAGGCGAAAAGUGUACUCCCCGCCGUUCGUCUCGGAUACGUCACCGAAAUCGACCUUCAAGGCUUGUAUGAAAGACAUACAGGAACUAGGCAAGGUUUGUCCUUGAUUGGUUGAAAAAAACGUAUGUUUGCUCUGAUGGGUUAGAAAGACUUAAAAAGGCAAUUGGAGAGCUUUGCAAAUGCAAAAUCGAAGCAAAUGCACAAUAACGUUUCUCACUCGUUUAAAUGCUUUAACAGUGCUUGAACAGCGUUUUAUUAUGUCUUAAUUUGCAGAGCGACAGUCUUUCACUGGCAGAAUGAAGGCCGCGUAACAAACAAGCAUGACUUCAUAGCAUCAGACAUGACACUUUAAAACAAAUUGAAGUAUUCUUGAAAAAAGUUGGACCAACGUUUUUCAAAAUUUACUCUAAUGCAAUCCUUGUAAAUCUUCUCCAAUUUUGCCCAUUUCUGGCGUUUCUGUCUUUUUUUUUUUCAGUUCUACAAUUUAAGCUGUUGCUGUGAUGCUUCUGUUCAGUAUUUCUAUGACCACUCGGCCAUUGUUGAAAUUGGAAUUGUGUGACCCACUCUCUCCAAUGCCGCUAUCAAUCACCCAUAGAUCCUUUGAGAAUAUUGCUUUGAUGUUAGAUGUUAUUUUCUUUUCCAGGUAUGGCUUGUUUGCUUCAGUAUCUACAAUAUUAAAGACUAAUAUGGGAAAAUACCUCAAAGGCAUAGUGAAAUAUAUGAU